GCUGGGGGGCCGCCUCGGAGCAGAGGUACCCAAAGCUUGAGGUGGUUCACCGCCCCGAGGCUGGCCCAGCAGCCGCUGGGCCUUGGCCCAGGAGGGAAGUCAUGUGGAGCCCAGAAUAGCUCCUGGGGGCCGAGUGUCCAGGUCAGGCAGCGCGCAGGACACAGACCAGCUCCCUCCUCCCUCCGCCUGCCCCCUUCUCUCCCCUUCCUUUCCUCCCCCCAUGCUCGCACUCUGUCCUCAUGAGCUGGUCCCCCGAAGGGUGCAGGGGCCAGGAAGGGCCUCCCGGCGACGGGCACUCCCUCUGUGCCAGGCUGGUGGAGAGGCCCGGCGCAGGGCACGCAGAGGGUCGGAAGGGCGGCCCGGGCCCCAUCGUCACCCGCACAGCCUCGGGGCCUGCCCUUGCCUUUUGGGAGGCAGUGCUGGCGGGGGACGUGGGCUCGGUCGCCCGCAUCCUGGCGGACGACAGCGCGGCCUUGGCCCCUGACUCCGUCUUUGAUACCAGCGACCCAGAACGAUGGAGGGAUUUCCGCUACAACAUCCGCGCUCUGAGACUCUGGUCACUGACCUACCAGGAGGAGCUGACCACCCCGCUGCACGUGGCGGCCGCCCGGGGCCACGUAGACGUGCUGCGCCUGCUGCUGCGGCGGCGGGCCCGGCCCGACAGCGCCCCCGGCGGCCGCACUGCGCUGCACGAGGCCUGCGCCGCCGGCCGCGCGCCCUGCGCCAAAGUGCUGCUGGUGGCGGGAGCCGACCCCGACCUCCCCGACCAGGAUGGAAAACGGCCCUUGCACCUCUGCGGGGCCUCCGGCGCCCUCGAGUGUGCAGAGCUGCUCCUGAGGUUUGGGGCAAAAGUGGAUGGCCGGUCGGAGGAAGAAGAGGAGACCCCUUUGCAUGUGGCUGCCCGACUUGGUCAUGUGGCUCUGGUGGAGCUACUUCUAAGGCGGGGAGCGUGCCCCAAUGCCCAGGAUGCUGAGGGCCGCACGCCUCUGCUGGCCGCCUGUGAGGCCAGCUGCCUAGACCCAGACACCGCUGGGGACACCGCUGCCCGCUGCCUGCAGCUAUGCCAUCUGCUGCUCUCGGCUGGUGCCGACGCCGAUGCUGCCGACCAGGACAAGCGGCGGCCCCUGCACCUGGCCUGUCGCCACGGCCACACUGCCGUCGUAGAGCUGCUCCUGUCCUGUGGCGUCAGUGCCAACACCAUGGACUAUGGGGGACACACAGCCCUGCAUUAUGCCCUGCAGGGCCCAGCCAUGGCCCUGGCCCAGAGCCCAGAGUGCGUGGUACGGGCCCUGCUCAACCAUGGGGCUGUUCGUGUCUGGCCCGGGGCUCUCCCCAAGGUGCUGGAGCGCUGGUGCACGUCCCCGAGGACCAUUGAGGUGCUGAUGAACACCUACUGUGUUGUGCAACUUCCUGAGGAGGCCGUGGGCCUGGUCCCACCGGAAACACUGCAGGAACACUGCCGUUUCUACUCGUCGCUCUUUGCCCUGGCCAGGCAGCCGAGAUCGCUGCAGCACCUGAGCCGCUGUGCACUGCGCACCCACCUGGCUGCCCGCCUGCCCCACGCCCUGCCCCACCUGCCCCUGCCGCCCCGCCUCCUCCGCUACUUGCAACUCGAGUUUGAGGACGUGCUCUACUAGUCAGUCCUGGCUCGGGGGCCAGUCACCGUGCCUGGGGGAGAGCUGGGGGGAGCAGACCAGUCACCGUGC
Molecule: messenger RNA, 1706 nt
Organism: Loxodonta africana (African savanna elephant)
Lineage: Eukaryota; Metazoa; Chordata; Mammalia; Proboscidea; Elephantidae
Gene: ASB10
Product: ankyrin repeat and SOCS box containing 10
Exons: 5
Coding region: 240-1637 (465 amino acids)
Biological process (GO): intracellular signal transduction
Cellular component (GO): cytoplasm; nucleus
Molecular function (GO): protein binding
Source: RefSeq, a predicted model, not a curated record